CACUUGAUGGAAAGGCUGUGUAUGGUGUAUGUUUCCACAACAGAGGCUAAAGACAUGCUAAGAGGAACGCUUUUGUCCUUUUAACGUGCUGCAUGUUGCAAAUGUACUCCUCCUCUUAUUAAAUGCUGCUAAAAUGCCUAAAUAUUGUUUCAAAGCAUUCGGGGGCUCAAUGAGAAAUACCCUCUACUUUGUAACCAGAAUGAACUCUUAGCAGCAUCUCUCCUCCAAGCCUUAGCCCUGCCAAGGACCAUUCUCCAACCAGCUAUAAAUUAACCGGUAACCAUAGCUACUGCGCUCUGAUUGGCAGAUGGCUUUCCGACGUUGCUGGGGACGUCACCAAAUCUGAAUAAGGAUGCGCGAAUUGCUAAACUUGGCACUCAGAGCCGAUUAUGGGGCACAGAGGUGGAACGGGAGAAAGUGACAUCUAGGAUACAGAAGAAGGACACCCCAAGCAGCCUGUGUUUUUUGGGAUCAGCGGAACGUGGAGCAUGUGGGAAUAAAACAUAAUACUGGGCACCUGUCAUCUGAACUAUCCACAGAGACAAUACCAGGCGCCCCCCUUGGACUGUGCCAGGGACCCUUGCGAACAGGGCUGGGACUGAAUUCACACUUUUGGGUGUUUGGUUGAGGGUCUAUGAGGAUUUCACUGGAGUGGGCUUCUGCUGCCGGUGUUUGCUUCAAUCAUGAUGGCCCAUUGCGCUGGGUGUGAGAGGCCCAUCUUGGACCGAUUUCUCCUUAAUGUCCUGGACAGAGCCUGGCAUGUCAAAUGUGUGCAGUGCUGUGAGUGCAAGUGCAAUCUGACCGAAAAGUGCUUCUCCAGGGACAGUAAACUCUACUGCAAAACUGACUUCUUCAGGAGAUUUGGUACAAAAUGUGCAGGAUGCUCCCUGGGGAUCUCUCCAAGUGACUUGGUCAGGAAAGCGAGGAAUAAAGUGUUUCACCUGAACUGUUUCACCUGCAUGGUGUGCAAUAAGCAGCUCUCAACAGGCGAGGAACUCUACAUCAUAGAUGAAAACAAAUUUGUCUGCAAAGAGGAUUAUACCAGUGUCAGCAGUCUGAAGGAAAGCAGCCUCAACUCAGUGUCUUCUUGCACAGACAGAAGUUUGUCUCCAGACCUCCAAGACCCCAUAAAGGAUGAGAGCAAAGAGACAGACCACUCCACAUCUUCAGACAAAGAAACGACUAACAAUGAGAAUGAAGAACAGAACUCUGGUACUAAAAGAAGGGGACCACGGACGACUAUUAAGGCCAAGCAACUGGAGACCCUUAAGGCUGCUUUUGCUGCCACUCCUAAGCCCACCAGGCAUAUUCGGGAACAGCUAGCUCAGGAAACAGGGCUAAACAUGCGGGUGAUUCAGGUUUGGUUCCAAAACCGAAGAUCCAAAGAAAGGAGGAUGAAGCAGCUCAGCGCUUUGGGGGCCAGGAGGCAUGCUUUUUUCAGGAGUCCAAGGCGUAUGCGACCCCUGGGAGGAAGGCUGGAUGAGUCUGACAUCCUGAACUCUGGGCCUUACAGCUACUACGGAGAUUAUCAAGGAGAUUAUUAUGGAAGUGGAAAUUAUGACUUUUUUCCUCAUGGACCACCAUCUUCCCAGACACAGUCCCCAGCAGACUCUAGCUACCUACAGAAUUCUGGACCUGGUUCAACUCCUUUAGGUCCUUUAGAAUCUCAGCUUUCUGGACACCACCCUUCGGAAAACCAAAGAUAUGCGGACAUGAUUUCCCAUCCUGACACUCCCAGUCCUGAGCCGGGUAUGACUGGCUCCCUCCAUUCCAUUUCUGGUGAAGUCUUCAGUGGUGGUCCUAGUCCUCCCUUUUCUAUGUCCAACAAUAGUGGCUUUAGUGGUCCUCUACCCCAUCAGAACCCUGACAUUAAUGAAGCUACUGUAUGGUAAUAAAAGACACUUAUUGACUGGACUGGACUUUAGUUGACCAGAAGUCUACCUUCCUUCUCUCUUUCCUUCUACUCUCCACUCAGUAACUGGGUGCUUGAACGCCUGAUUCAAACAGACAGGCUCAACCAACCUUGAAAAUGAUUCAGUUGUGUUGUACAUUUUCUCCUUGCUGAGCAACAGCUGAAUCAAUGUAGGAGUGGGCAAUCUGGGGUGAUCAAUAACCAAAACCAAGAAUGACACUAAACCAAAAGCCAUUUCUAUGACAGCAGAAGAUAAAUUUCAAAUAAGAAUCCGUACAAGCUCUCCUUAUCCUGUAGCACUGGAGCCACAAGUCCGGCUGUUGGAAAGAGGGAAGAUCAAAGGGACCAACAUGGCGUCAAAACCAAAACUCACCUCCAUGAUUAUUUAUAAUGAAGCUGCCUCCCUACCCUGCUUGUGAACCAAGAGCAUUUAUUUUGUUGAACAGCACCAGACUGAAAAUCUUCUUAUUUAAAAAGCCUUUAUUUCAGCUUAGGGCAUCACAGCAACAUUUCAGGCCAUGCAGCCUUUUAUUAAGCUUUAUAAAAGGCCGCAUGGCCUGAAACGUUGCUGUGAUGCCCUAAGCUGAAAUAAAGGCUUUUUAAAUAAGAAGAUUUUCAGUCUGAUGCUGUUCAACAAACAAAUGCUUUUGUGAUAUCAGUUUUAAGUGGCCACUGAGGAACGUGCACCAAUUCUCCAAAGGAGAGACAAUCGAUGUGCUGACUGCUUUUCCAAGUGAACCAAGAGCAAACAUAAAACAACAAGCUCUACAUGAUACCAUGAGUACAGUUUUCUGAACCAGAAACCCAAACGCAUUUCAGUAAACACUAGAACAAUCGAGUUCAAAUAUUUUGUAUUUAUUUCACAUUGAACAUGUAUUUUUAAGAAUGAUAAUAAUAAAUGGUUACAGGGGUUUUGUGUCUAAGCUCAAGACUAUGUUAGAAUCAACAGGGAAGCAUUCAUUCCAGACAUGUCCUUAACUCUGCCUGCCGUCCAUUUAAAAGGGUAUUUUCUAUUCAAAUGUUCAACCAUUUCUAAGUCAUUAAUUUAGUCCUCUCUCUGAGCUUUAACAAUAUUUAUGUUCUUUUGGAAGCAGUUCCCAUAAUUAUCAUACUACAGCAGAAAGUUCUGUUUAUUGUGUUUAGGUGGAACUGUUACUAUUUCCAUACUGUGUGCUUUCCUAUGUGUAAGAAAACACGGGACCAGCUGAAAGGAUUGCAUUUUCUGUCCACUGAGCUUACUUCAAGUUUUUUGUAUCGAUUAAAUCCUCAGCUGUCAUUAACACUGACUUCCUAAAUCAAGUUCUCUGGUUCAGUUGAUACAUUACCUCAAUGAGAGAUAUAAAACUGCAGUACUGUUUUAGGGUGCCAUCUAGUGAUCUAUUUCAACAUUGAAACGCUUCCUGUCAAUGGCUUAAUGGAAUCCCAAUGAACCUGAUAAAAAUGUGAAAUUCUACAAUCUAUAUUUAAAUGGCCUUUUUUUUUAACAAAAAAACAAAAUCAGGAUAACUAAGUGGAAGAAGAGAGGUUAGGACGAGACACCCAUUUUGCUGUACUAUAAGUUUAAGAGGCUUUUAAGCUUCACAUUUGCUUAUUUUGUAUAAAGAAACAUGAAAACAAUUAAUAAAGUAAGUUUGUGUUCCUGA
This is a messenger RNA of Xenopus laevis (African clawed frog), 3555 nucleotides long. It is a transcript of the gene lhx5.L, whose product is annotated as LIM homeobox 5 L homeolog. Gene Ontology annotation, molecular function: RNA polymerase II transcription regulatory region sequence-specific DNA binding; DNA-binding transcription factor activity, RNA polymerase II-specific; transcription coregulator binding. The transcript is spliced from 5 exons. Gene Ontology annotation, biological process: neuron differentiation; regulation of DNA-templated transcription; regulation of transcription by RNA polymerase II. The record is from RefSeq and is a predicted model, not a curated record. Lineage: Eukaryota; Metazoa; Chordata; Amphibia; Anura; Pipidae. Gene Ontology annotation, cellular component: nucleus. Bases 684 to 1892 code for a protein of 402 amino acids.